Molecule: messenger RNA, 1110 nt
Organism: Phragmites australis (common reed)
Lineage: Eukaryota; Viridiplantae; Streptophyta; Magnoliopsida; Poales; Poaceae
Product: LIM domain-containing protein WLIM2a-like
Exons: 5
Coding region: 296-880 (194 amino acids)
Biological process (GO): actin filament bundle assembly
Cellular component (GO): plasma membrane; actin cytoskeleton
Molecular function (GO): actin filament binding
Source: RefSeq, a predicted model, not a curated record
GAGCAGCGGCACGGCACGUCACUGUGCCACCAACACCAUCGUCCCCCUCGCUAUUUGCCUUUUCCUUUCCGCCGCGGCAAAGGCGAGGCGCUGCGAGCUGGGGGUGGGGGAGACGAACCCGUCAUAAUUCCAUCGCUUAAUUACAUCUCAUCUUCUGCGUAUAUAAGCGCGGCCACCGGGACGCCGGGGGAAGGUGUUCGCGUAGGACAAGGCCGGAUCGGGCUCUCAGAUCUCGCGCGCCUCGCCGGCCGGGCCCCCUGCGGGUGUGUGUGUGAGAGAUCGAGAUCGGGAGAGGAUGUUUAGCGGGACGCAGCAGAAGUGCAAGGUGUGCACCAAGACGGUGUACCCGAUGGACCAGCUCUCCACCGACGGCGUUGUCUUCCACCGCUCCUGCUUCAAGUGCCAACACUGCAAGUCCACCCUCUCCCUGAGCAACUAUUCCUCGUUCGAAGGAGUGCCGUACUGCAAGGCCCAUUUCGAGCAGCUGUUCAAGGAGACUGGGAGCUACAACAAGAACUUCCAAUCACAAUCAUCCGCGAAGAGUACUCCGGAGAAGUUGGCUCCUGAGCUGACUAGAUCGCCAAGCAAAGCUGCAAGGAUGUUUUCAGGAACACAAGACAAGUGUGCAACUUGCGGUAAAACCGCAUAUCCUCUUGAGAAGGUAACAGUUGAAGAAAAGGCCUACCAUAAGACCUGCUUCAAAUGCUCCCACGGGGGCUGUGCCAUUUCACCGUCCAACUAUGCAGCCUUGGAGGGCAUCCUCUACUGCAAACACCAUUUCUCUCAACUUUUCAAGGAGAAGGGAAGCUACAAUCAUCUGAUCAAGUGCGCAUCUGUCAAGCGCACCACCAAAGCACAACCAGCCGCUGAUUCCUCCUGAUCGUGCCAUAUCAACAGACCGGGGUUUGAAGGCGAAAAUUUGGAAGCCUCCCGUUUUUACUUGAAACUUGCUGUAUGUUACCUAGCCCUGGGGAUACCGGACUUCUCUAUUUUGGUACUCAGCUGUGCUAGCUGGAUCACAUUUGGUGAACCAUGGAAUUUCUGUCAUUUUCAACGAAAUUGUUGUGCAUCAAGUACUGAAAUCAGAUACCUUGCUCUUAUCGAUUGCUA